AUCCGCUAAGUAAAUGUUUUCAGAUAACAUAACCUCUAUCUUAUGUCAAACACCGUAUAAACAAACUCUAGUAAUUUACACCCAGUAAUCUUCUAAUUCGAUAAUUUAUAAAGAUUUUACAUUAUGAUAUGGUUAUUUACUGUUAAAAAUAAUGGGAGUGACAAUAUUACAACAGUUUUCUAUCUUAGAAAAUAAAACAGGACCUCAAACAAUAGAAUUAUUAACCAAAAGAGUGGUUGCUUUGGGUGCUGUUCCAACGGGGCAAUUUUUAGUCGAUUGUGAAACUUACAUGUCAGUUCCUCAAUUAGGUGCUCAAAAAACAGUUCAUGUUCUUCACAAUAGCGAACAGCCGGCGUCUGUAUUCUCAAUUUUGGAAUCAGGAAACAAAACAAUUCCUUUGGUCGCAGAUGGAUUAUUUGAUUUGCUCAUGAUGAAAAUGACUUCAAUCUACACUUCAAAGAAACAGACUAAGAUAGAAUCUAAAGGUCCUAGAUUUGAAUUGGGAGAUUUUUGUAUCAAACUUGGCAAUGUAACAAUGAGUCAGAACUUCAAAGGAAUUUUAAUUGAAGUUGAAUAUAGACCUUGCGUAAUACCUGCAAGUGCUUGGGAUUUAAUGCGAGAAUUUUUGCAAGGUUUUCUAGGCUCAUCUGUACCAAGUACACCACCUCCAUAUUUUCAAUCAAGAAUGAAUGACAUCUAUCAACCUAUUGAUACAAUACAGCAAUAUUUAGAACAGUUCGGAGCCUAUCGCAAAGCUACUGGAAUAAGAAAUUAG
Molecule: messenger RNA, 775 nt
Organism: Ctenocephalides felis (cat flea)
Lineage: Eukaryota; Metazoa; Arthropoda; Insecta; Siphonaptera; Pulicidae
Gene: MED20
Product: mediator of RNA polymerase II transcription subunit 20
Exons: 1
Coding region: 152-775 (207 amino acids)
Biological process (GO): regulation of transcription by RNA polymerase II
Cellular component (GO): mediator complex
Molecular function (GO): transcription coactivator activity
Source: RefSeq, a predicted model, not a curated record